AUGGGCUCCUCCGACAUCCCGCCCGCCUCGGCGCCGGCAUGGCUCAUCCCCGCGUCGACGCUGUGCCUCUCCGCCGGCGUCGGCCUGUGGCUCGCCUGCUACGUGCUCAUGGCCCGGCGCGCCGCGCGCACCCUCGCCACGCCCAUGCCUCUGCUCGCCCUCGGCCUCAACCUCGCCUGGGAGGUCGUCUUCGCCGCGUACGUGACCGAGAUGCCCAUCGAGCGCGUCGGCUUCGUCCUGUGGCUGCUCUUCGACCUACCUUUACUGCGCGCGACCGUCGCCCACGCGCGGCACUCGUUUGCGGACGCGCCGCUCAUCGCGCGCCACGUAAAGGGCAUACUUGCGCUCAUCUUUGUGGCCGGGCUGGCGGGCAACUACGCGUUCGCGGCGUGGUGGCUGGCGGAGCCGCACCGCGGACACGGGCGCAAGGACGGCAAGCCGUGGCGAGGCCGCGAGGGCAGGGACACGACGGAGCUGGCGUGGUGGUCCGCCGGCGUGGCGCAGAUGGUGCUGAGUGUGUCGUGCGUGGCGAUGCUGCUGAGCAGAGGGCACUCGGGCGGGCAGAGCUACGGCAUCUGGCUCUGUCGCUUUGCUGGCUCGCUCAUGGGGUUGCCCGUGACUUGCGGCCUGCUCUGGUGGUACUGGCCCGAGCCUCACGGGUUCAUCUUUCACCCACUCUCCUACAUCAUCAUGGUGCCCACGUUUGCCUGUGACAUUGCGUACCCGUUCCUUCUGGCCCAUGUUCGAAGAACAGAAAAGGUACUCCCGAACGGCAUGGUGGUCGCUGGCGGUGGCGACGAGACCAAGAAGAGGCAGUAG
Cordyceps fumosorosea ARSEF 2679 is the source of this 819-nucleotide messenger RNA. RefSeq lists its product as hypothetical. Gene Ontology annotation, molecular function: lyase activity. Lineage: Eukaryota; Fungi; Ascomycota; Sordariomycetes; Hypocreales; Cordycipitaceae. The transcript is spliced from 2 exons. The coding region runs from base 1 to 819 and encodes 272 amino acids. The record is from RefSeq and is a predicted model, not a curated record.